This is a messenger RNA of Microplitis demolitor, 2798 nucleotides long. RefSeq lists its product as uncharacterized. The coding region runs from base 87 to 2798 and encodes 903 amino acids. The record is from RefSeq and is a predicted model, not a curated record. NCBI's taxonomy places the organism in Eukaryota, Metazoa, Arthropoda, Insecta, Hymenoptera, Braconidae. The transcript has 14 exons.
ACGGCUUCAUUUUGAUAAUUGAAGAAACCGUUAACAAUUACAACGUAAUUAAUUCGUUCAAAUAAUUCAUGUAAUAAUUAAAUAAAAUGAUUGAAGAAAUUCGUAAAAAAUUGCUAUUAACGAAUCAAUCAAAGAAGGUUGCAGUAAUUAAUCAACUCAUUAAAAAAAUCAAUUCACUUGAUGGAGAAACCCGAGCCUUAUCUAUUGUAAAUAUAAUAUCAGCUGACAUCGCUAUCAUCUUAACAUAUAAUUUGGCUCAGAACAAUGAAAAUCUUCAACGAUCUAUAUUAGUAUGCUGGGAAAUGUUAUCAGAACAUGAAUAUUUUUAUAAAAACAAUGUAGCGACUUCUGUUAUUAUGAAAAUAAUAGAAACUGGAUCAUUUCUCGCCAGAAAUGCAAUAACAGAGCAGCCUAUUUUGAAAAUAAUGGCUCAUACUCUUUCUUUGAUAUUUUAUAGGGCUCAGAAAUUCAAAUUUCCUUUGAGAAUUAUUGAGUACAUCGAUCAGUUAUUUAUAUUUAUCGACAGUUUAAAUAUUAAAGCUCUAGUUUCUGAUGCUGCUAAGAUUGUUAGCGUCGGGAAUCUUUUUUUUACUAUUCUCAGUGGUGUCGAUUUUGCUACAAUUAGUCUAGACAGAUUACUGAUGAUCCAGACAUUUUAUAAAGAUAUUUUAAAUGUGAUUUCGAAAAUUAUUAAGUUAGAGAAAAAUAACAAAGCCAAAGAAUCAUUCAACUUUCUUUUUAAAACUGCUGUCAAUAUUUGCUGCACAGGAAUUAAUGUUACUAAUGAAGAUACAGGAUCACUAAGUAGUGACUCGGAAGACUCGUGUGCAAGUAAUUGUCAUGAAAGAUUGGAAAUAUUUAAAAGUAUUUUAGAUAUUACGUGCAAAACGAUGUUGCAAAUUGUCAUCCCUAAUUUCAAAGAAAUAGAUGAAUCCAGCGAUGAAUUUGAAGAUUUUUUAAAACCUUUUGUUACAUCUUUGACUGUAUUGUAUCAGGAAAAAAAAAAUACAGACCGUGUUAAAAAAUUUUCAUUGGAUUUGUCAAUCCAAGGAUACUUGAAAUAUUUUCUUGAGAAAAUAAAAAAUCAAUCGUUGAUUGAUAGCAGAAAUUCAAUUUGUAAAUGUCUUGCUUACAUUUUGACGGAUCUUGCAAACAAUAAUUUGUCAAUGGAUCAGUGGCAAGAUGGCCCACGAGCAUUCUGUAAAUUUAUUUUUAAUGGACUCAUAUCUUACGCGGAAUCUGGGAAAUUGACAAGCGAUUCAGCGUGCGCUGAUGCUGUUCUUUUUUGCAUUUACUUUCAUUACCAUGCGACUGCAGACUCACAAAUGAUUGAAGUCAUCAGCCGGAUACCAUUGACACAAAAAAUUUUAAAACUAUCGGUUGAAAAUUUACCACAAGUGCCUACAGUACAAAUUAUUUGGUUUCUUAUUUCUGUAUGGAUGCUGGAAAGGAAGACGGGAGAUUCAGAUAAAUGUUUACCGGAUGCUUUAGCUCAUCUUAUUGAAAUCCUCGAAAAAGUAGGAGUAGAAAAAUGCUACAUAUGUUAUCCGGCUUUGGUUGUCACUGUGCUUCAGAAUUCAAUAUUUCCACGAGAAAUUCAGCAUCAAGUUGUUAAAUUAUGGCUGAAAACUGACGGUGACGUACAUGCGUUAGUCGAUGCAAGUCACAGGCACGUCGUCGUUGGUUCUCUCAUCAAUGCUUUAAAAACUGGAACCAAAGAUGUAGUAGAGCGAGCUUGCAAAGAUUUAAUUAAAAUCGCAAAAGAUAAUAAUCCCAACUAUGAUUUUAUGCAAAUUGUGUGGCAGGAAGUCCCUCAUGUUUUAAUUACUUAUAAAAAAGAAAAUGAGCAUAAUCUCGAAGGAUUUUUAAACCUGGCAAAUAAAUUAUCGACUGAUAAAUUUCCUGUUGAUCUUGCGAUCCAAUGCGUUGGAAGUUUCAUCAAAAUUUUUAGCAGCGAUGCGGAAGUUAAUUUAAACAUUAAGAAUUUGUUGAUUACAUUAACAAAUAAAAUGUUUUUGGUCGCUUCAGCUGCAAACGACAGCAGAGUUGUUCCGUCUAAUAUUACGGAUAGAGAUAUUUUGAAUAAGAUUCGUAACCAAGCAUUCCAGAAUCCGAAUGAUGAUUUAUCAGCAGCUUGUUUCAAAUGUUUAGCCAAUAUCUUCGCUAAUCUUAUUCAGUUUUCUAUGAAGCCACCACAGCCUUUAUCAGUAACGUCGACCGAGCUUAUAAAUGCUCUAUCGAAAGAUACAUUUGUCUCAAUCGAGGUCAUGAUGUUUUUGAAUAUUAUUUUUAUGAGCCAAAAAAACUUCCGCGACUAUGCGAUUAUUGAUUUCUGCCAGGAAAAUGUCGAAGAAGAUUUAUAUGAUAUUUUCUACACAAUGAUACAAACUCACAACAAUGCAGUUCCGGUUAAAUGGAAAUUUACUUUUAAUUGUCUGACCAAUUUUUUGAUAUUCAUAAAAUUAAAUUAUCCUACUGCGCUGUACAGUUGCUGUGAUGACAUCAACAUUCAUUUAACAGUCAUCAGAACCAUCGAUAACAAUUACGCGCAAUCAGAAUUUUUUAAAUUUGUUAACUUAUGGUUAGAGCACGGAUUGCAAUCCCACUCUUCGUUUGUCGACGGUACUUUUAAAUUAAAUCGUAUGAAAAUAUAUUCUCAAGAUAAUUUUGAGUUUGAAAGUACUUUUGAAAAAGCAUUGAAGCAACUGAAGACGUUCAUUGAAAAACUUGAUACUUCUAACGAUAUCCCAGUGAUUUUUCUUAAAAUCCUUAAGCAUAAAAUUUCGCUAUUCGUCUAA